GACCACUUGACUGAAACUCUUCCCGCAGGCAGAAUACUUCCUGGGGUGAGGUCAGAGCAGAUCCUGGAGCUACAGUAGCACAGGAGACACAGGUGGCAUCACAUCAGCAGCCAGUGCAGGGAGGACAGUAGAGACCCACACCAGCGUGACCUGCCCUGGGUAACCUACUGGAAACACAGAUGAGAGAGCUGAGACAGGGGCUGCCAUGGUGCGGAGCGCUGCUCUGCUGGGCAGUGCUGCUUGCGGGCCUCGACCCCACUGCAGCAGGGGAGGCUCACGUCAGCCUGCGGCGUUUCAUCGGCUGUGCGGUGAGGGAGUUCACCUUCCUGGCUCGGAAACCAGGCUGCGGGGGCCUGCACGUCACCACCGACGCCUGCUGGGGUCGCUGCGAGACCUGGGAGAAGCCUGUCCUGGACCCGCCCUUCAUUGAGUCCUACCAGCGUGUGUGCACCUAUAACGAGACCCGCAUGGUGACAGUCAAGCUGCCCAACUGCUCCACCCAAGUAGACCCCUUCUACACGUACCCAGUGGCCCUGAGGUGUGACUGCGGGCUGUGUGCCACGAGCACCACUGAGUGCAUCACUUCCGUGUGAUGACAUCACUUCCUUCUGAUGACAUCA
Conger conger (European conger) is the source of this 620-nucleotide messenger RNA. It is a transcript of the gene gphb5, whose product is annotated as glycoprotein hormone subunit beta 5. Gene Ontology annotation, cellular component: cytoplasm; extracellular region. The transcript has 4 exons. Gene Ontology annotation, biological process: regulation of thyroid hormone receptor signaling pathway; G protein-coupled receptor signaling pathway. NCBI's taxonomy places the organism in Eukaryota, Metazoa, Chordata, Actinopteri, Anguilliformes, Congridae. Gene Ontology annotation, molecular function: hormone activity. The record is from RefSeq and is a predicted model, not a curated record. Bases 180 to 593 code for a protein of 137 amino acids.